Messenger RNA from Glycine soja, 1481 nucleotides. Its product is annotated as probable esterase KAI2. Bases 261 to 1079 code for a protein of 272 amino acids. NCBI's taxonomy places the organism in Eukaryota, Viridiplantae, Streptophyta, Magnoliopsida, Fabales, Fabaceae. The transcript is spliced from 2 exons. The record is from RefSeq and is a predicted model, not a curated record. Gene Ontology annotation, biological process: response to karrikin.
UUUUUGGUGACCAAUGAAAUUGCCCAAUUUGUAUUCUCCGUCGAGCAUUUAUAGUAUUAUUAAAUUACAUAUAUCCAUAGGUGUGGUGCUACUUGCUCCUCGUGGCUAUAUAGAAGUCCAAAUAUAUAGGGCGGGCCUGUAAGCCUGAAAGUCGUGCUUUCAUACAGUGGUCGGUAACUAAGCAAAAGUGAAACAGAAACAGAGAGGAAGAAGCAUUUCGCAGUGCACACAAAGAGGAAGGAGAAAAACUGAGUGACAAAAUGGGGAUAGCAGCUGAAGCUCAUAACGUGAAGAUUUUGGGAUCAGGCACUGAAUAUAUAGUUCUGGCUCAUGGAUUUGGCACGGACCAGUCUGUGUGGAAACACUUUGUACCUUAUCUCGUCGACAAUUUCCGUGUCAUUCUCUACGACAACAUGGGCGCGGGUACCACUAACCCUGACUACUUCGACUUUGAGCGCCACUCGAUCUUAGAAGGUUAUGCCUCUGAUUUGCUUGCCAUUUUAGAAGAGCUCCAAGUUGAGUCUUGCAUUUUUGUUGGCCACUCUGUUUCCGCAAUGAUUGGCGCUAUUGCUUCUAUUUCUCGCCCCGAUCUCUUUACCAAACUCAUCAUGGUUGGCGCUUCCCCCAGGUAUUUGAACGACGUGGAAUACUAUGGAGGAUUUGAGCAGGAAGAUCUAGACCAAUUAUUCGACGCAAUGGCGGCGAAUUACAAAGCAUGGUGCUAUGGGUUUGCUCCUUUGGCUGUGGGUGGGGACAUGGAGUCUGUUGCAGUGCAGGAGUUUAGUCGAACGUUGUUCAACAUGCGGCCAGACAUAGCGCUGAUUGUGUCACGGACCAUUUUUCAAAGCGACAUGAGGCAGAUUCUGAGCCUUGUUUCUGUCCCCUGCCACAUCAUACAAGCUGAGAAAGACAUGGCUGUUCCGAUGAUGAUCUCGGAGUACCUCCACCAACACAUUGGUGCCGAGUCCAUCGUGGAGGUCAUGGCAACUGAUGGUCAUUUGCCGCAGUUAAGCUCGCCGGAUACCGUUAUUCCGGUGCUGCUCAAACACAUUCAACUUGAUAUUGAGGCAAGAAGGUAGUAGAUAUAGACGUGACGUGACUCCGUUAGAAAAAGAGAAUCUAUCCCUGUGUGUGUUUGUGGGGUGUUUUUUUUUUUUUUUUUUGUAUUCGUAGUGUGAAAUAACAACUGAAAUGGGGGGAAUAAGUUCCCUUCAACUGUUUCUCUAUCUGUGUUUGUUGUAUUCGAACUUGUGGUAAAACCGUAGAGGUACCAAGACUCUUGUAGUGAGAAUCAAAUGUCAAUGUCCCUCAUUGUGUUGCGAACAUUUCUCACUGGAAAAUUGGGGAGUGGUCCAACAACUAGAAAAAACACAACUUGUGUAGGACUAGUAUUAUCAAUUAUUAAUGACGUUUAAAUUUAUGUAGCUGUGAUAAUCAAGCUAAGGAAGCUUUGAGAAUUGAUCUUGGACUUUGUCACUUGA